AUCUCGCAAAUUUGCACACACAUUACCGACUUAUCGAACGGCAUUAUUCUUUUUGAAGCACUCGCUGAUAUUGAUCCGAAAUGGUUCAAGCUCAUUCGCUCGGCGGAUGUGGGCGAUAACUGGGUGUUGAAAAUUAAUAACCUGAAAAAGCUGUACAAGCUCGUUUCACGCUAUUACGAAGAAGUACUGGGACAAGAUUUUGCCAACAUGCCAGCCGUCAAUUUGAAUAUUAUUGCAAAGGACGCCGAUAUCCGAGAGACGAAUAAGCUGUGUCAAUUGGUAUUAUUCAUCGCUGUACAGUGCCAUAACAACCAAAUCUAUAUCGGCCGCAUCCAAAGCUUAUCACAACGAAGUCAACAAGCCUUGAUGGUUAUCAUUGACGAGGUGCGACAAAAAAAAGGACCCCUCUCCCCAAUCAAUGCACACAUUUAUGAACAUCGAAUGGCGGAUGAUGCGCAGGUCCAUCAUGAUAUUUCCAAGGCCGUGUACGAUAAAGAAGAAUUGGAGGCGUCACAUAAACAACUGAUCGAAGAACAUGCCCAACUGCGCUUUCGAUAUGAUGAACUCGAGUCCGAAAAAGAGGAUUUGCAGCUACGAUUACGCGAAAUGGAUACCGCCGUGGCCCAAGCCAACGAAACAGGUCGAGCAGACUUUAUCAUGAAGACCGAAAUUGAACACUUGAAACAAGAUUUGCAACGAAGUGAAGAUCGACGCCAAGAAGCGGAAAUGCUUCUCGAUACCCAAUCCAACACGAUCGAAGAGUUGACAAGAAAAGUAAAUGACCUGAAUGCAGCCAACCGUGGGAUUAUUCCUGUCUUGGAGGAAACCAAUCACUCGUUGAUGGAUCGCAACCAGCAAAUUGAAGAUGAAUAUCGCAAAGUAUUGGCGUUCAAGACAUUAAUGGAUUCGUACAAGGAUCAGGUGGCCAUGCUUGAGACGAAAAAUAACGAGCUGAUUCGAGAAAAGAACAAGAUGGAAUACGAGAUCAGUCAGCUUUCGAAAAAGAUCGAAUCAUUGGAGGUGGAUAAGACCCGAGAUAUGGAUCGUAUCCAAUUGCUGGAAGAUCAUUUGCAAGAAGCUCAAUUGGGCGUUAAUUCGGCGGAACGAUCGAUCAUGCAACCCACGGAGCUGGGAGACGAUGACAUGGAUCUAGACGAAGAUGAUCUGAGAGGAUCAUUAGAAGACUCGCUCAAGGAGUCGAAUGUGACAGAGUUGAAGCUUUCCAAACGGCGUCUUGAACGUCAAUUGAAAGCAUUGCAGGAGGAAAACGCAGCCGAUCGAAAUCAUAAAGCUGUGGUGUUGCAGCAUCUUUUGGACGAUGCCAAUCGUCUGAAGAAUCAGUUUGAGAAGAACUACUUGCAAGUCUCUCAAGAACGCGACAUCUUGCAAAGCGAUAUGGCUCGUAUUCGCGAAGGCAUUCCCGAUGGUCUAUUGGAUCAGUCACCUCACACUUUACCCUUACGAUUGCACAUCAAUGACCUUGAAAAGGAAUUGAAGUCGUUGCGAGAAGAAAUCGAGACGCUACGCACCAAGAUGGCGGAAAACCGAUUCAGUUUUGGAGAAGGCGCCGCCGACGAUCUCAAGAUGCAAUUCAAAGCCAUGGAAGAAAAGUCGCGCAAUCUCGAAGAGCAAACGAAAAAGCAAUUGCAAGAUAUCAAUCGCUUGUUGCUUGAAAAGGACAUGUUGCAAAGUCAGAGCAUUGAGACCAAAGAUUUACUGCUAGAGAAAGAGCGAUUGAACAGUGAAAUGAAGGCAUCCCUUGCGGCAUUUGAAGCCAAAGAUGAUGAACCACUUAAACAGCAAAAUGCGCAUCUCCAGCAGCAAGCGAUUCAACAACAAGAACAAAUUCGUGAAUUGCAAGUCAAGCUGAAAAAGGCAAAAGAGUUUAUCAAGCAGCAAGAUAAAAUGCUCAAAGAAACCAAGAUGGGUGACGAUGCCGGUAAUUACGACGAGGCGGUGGCUUCCCUCAAAGCGGAAUUAUUACUGCGCGACGAAGAAAAUGAGAAAUUAAAGAAACAACUCCAUGAGCAUCGUUUACAGACACGACGUGAGCAGCAGUUGAUUAUUUCUGCAUGGUACGAUGUAGCUCGUCGAACCCACAAAGAGCUUGCCCAUUCCAAAGUCUAUCCCAACUCAUGGCUUGGACAACAACGACGUACAUUAGAUAAUCAAUUAAAGCGACGUUAG
This is a messenger RNA of Radiomyces spectabilis, 2187 nucleotides long. RefSeq lists its product as uncharacterized. The annotation marks the transcript as partial. Gene Ontology annotation, biological process: cytoplasmic microtubule organization; cytoskeleton-dependent intracellular transport. Gene Ontology annotation, molecular function: microtubule binding; dynein light intermediate chain binding. NCBI's taxonomy places the organism in Eukaryota, Fungi, Mucoromycota, Mucoromycetes, Mucorales, Radiomycetaceae. Gene Ontology annotation, cellular component: cytoplasm; centrosome. The record is from RefSeq and is a predicted model, not a curated record. The transcript is spliced from 10 exons.